GCGAAUUUGUCAUCUUCAGUUCACUUCAAUUCUUGAGAUCGAUUUGAAAACAAUAGAGCUCAAACAUCUUGGGAUUUUCGACGUUUUAAGUUAAAAAAAAUAUUGCUUUUGACAAAAUGCGUUUGUUUGUGAUUUUAUUCGUGGCUGUUUUUGCUGUGUCGGUGUCGGCUGGAUUCCUUGGCGGUGGUGGAGGUGGAGGUGGUGGUUAUGGAGGCGGCGGUGGUAAUCCUUGGGCUGGCAAACAAGGUGGUGGCGGUGGAGGCUUCGGCGGUGGUGGAAGCUAUGGUGGUGGUGGCCAUGGCGGCGGUGGUGGCAACCCUUGGGCUGGAAAGCAAGGAGGCUUUGGUGGCGGCUAUGGCGGUGGAUUCGGUGGAGGUCAUGGAGGUGGUUCGGGUGGAGGAUUUGGUUCAAACCCUUGGGCUAAUAAACAAGGCGGCGGCGGCGGCUUUGGUGGCAAUCAUGGCGGUGGUGGUGGAUACGGAGGAUCGGGCGGUUUUGGUGGACGUCAUGGAGGCGGUGGUGGAUAUGGAGGUUCCGGCGGUUUUGGUGGAAAACACGGUGGCGGCGGAGGUGGUGGUUAUGGUGGCUCAGGAGGCUUUGGUGGUAGACAUGGAGGUGGUGGUGGCUUUGGAGGUUCCGGCGGCUAUGGUGGUGGUAGACACGGUGGUGGCGGUUUUGGAGGAUCUGGCGGUUGGCAAAACAAGCAGGGAGGUGGAGGCUUUGGAGGAUCUGGUGGCUGGCAAAACAAACACGGAGGUUCCUGGUGAAACCUCAAAAAUCUCAAUUUAGUGUUGUAUUUCAUUGCAAACAUCUUUUGGACUUUAUUUUACAAGCAAAACUGCUGUGUUCCAUUACUUAAUGUGUUCCAUAUUUUUUCUAUUAACGGUAUUAGCCAAAAGUUGAGCAAAAAUAUGUAAAUCUUUUCACAAUAUAAAUAUCAACAUACAAUA
Messenger RNA from Stomoxys calcitrans (stable fly), 950 nucleotides. RefSeq lists its product as uncharacterized. The record is from RefSeq and is a predicted model, not a curated record. The coding region runs from base 117 to 767 and encodes 216 amino acids. NCBI's taxonomy places the organism in Eukaryota, Metazoa, Arthropoda, Insecta, Diptera, Muscidae. The transcript has a single exon.